UCAACACUUUAAAAAUAAUGAAGACUGCCACAGUUUUUGUUUUUCUUGCCUGUCUGCUUGCAACAGAAGUACAAGGGCAGAACAAGUUUCACAAAGGCAGGUGCUUCUGUGCUGACAAAGGAGUGGAUGUGGUUUUACUGAAGAACAUUGAGAAGUUUGAAAUCAUCCCUCCAAGUCCGUCUUGUGGAAAACAGGAGAUUAUUGUCACUCUUAAAAGCGCAGAGCGGAAAUGCAUGAAUCCAGAAUCUAAAUUCACCCAGAAUUUAAUCAAGAGGGCUCUUGAAAAGAUGGCCCACCAGUAGAUGCACAGUAUGAUUCCGGAUUAGCUGCUGUGUUAUAAUGCCACUGAAGAACAUGCUGAUACCCAUAAAAUCAGACGCUAUAUGACCUCUACUGUAGUUGACAGUUUGCAUGCAUUGCAUGAGUUUGACUAGAAAGCAUAUGUAUAAACUGUUGAGUAGUGUAAAUAUUUUCUGGUUAA
This is a messenger RNA of Sinocyclocheilus anshuiensis, 481 nucleotides long. RefSeq names its product C-X-C motif chemokine 11-like. Gene Ontology annotation, cellular component: extracellular region. The record is from RefSeq and is a predicted model, not a curated record. The transcript is spliced from 4 exons. Bases 18 to 302 code for a protein of 94 amino acids. NCBI's taxonomy places the organism in Eukaryota, Metazoa, Chordata, Actinopteri, Cypriniformes, Cyprinidae. Gene Ontology annotation, biological process: defense response; immune response; chemotaxis. Gene Ontology annotation, molecular function: chemokine activity.